AUGGUCACUGUCCCUAUAGAAUAUCUAUCCCAUGAAGCCAUCAAAAAGAAAUCCUUUACCAACCUUGUAGAAGCUCAUCAGAAAGCUGAAGUGGCAGGCCAAGAAGCAGACUUACAAGAAUCACUUCGGAAUGUUGUCCGCCAACAAUGCAACGGCUACACCCCCUGUUCAUGGCAAGUGGAUGCCGCUGAGGCCUUUACUUUGGGACUCGACUGCACCAUUAUUGCUGGCACAGGAUCUGGAAAGACUUUGGCUUAUGUCAUGCCAUCCUUUGUACAGAAGGAUGGCAUAACAGUUGUUAUAUUGCUGUUGAAAACUAUAGAAGAGGAACAGGCCAAUCAGUUUCAUGCAUGGGGUGUACAGUCAGUUGCGGUAAAUGGGAACACAUAUAAUCAAGACUUACACAAGAAAUGUGUACUCGAAUACAUAGUUGGCGAAGCCCACUGUAUCUCACAGUGGGGAGGUGACUUUUGGCCAGUGUAUGCCAAAUUAGAUAGGCUCCAUUCAUUUGUGCCUCUAGGCACACCUAUAUAUGCAAUGUCAGCUACAAUGUCCCCUGCUGUCUUGGCCAAGGUUCAAAAAACACUGCACAUUAGCGCAUCAAAAUCCUUUCAUUUGAACUUGGGAAAUGACCAACCUAAUGUAAUGCAGGAGCUUUGCAUCAUUGCUGGCUCUGCAGACUAUUCAGCCCUUGAUUUCAUUGUCAAAGACGCACAGGCUGCCAAUGAAAUACCACGGGCACUCAUCUUUGUUAACACUGUUAGUCAGUCCCAGGCCGGCUUUUGGAGACUCCACAAAAUUGUAUCUGACCAACUAAAGAGUCAAAUCAGUUAUUUGAAUGCCAGACACUCACCACGCACCAGGAAAACUGUCUUGCGUGACUUUUGUGAAGGAAAAAUAAGGGUCAUGUUUGUAACCAAAAUAGGUGGCAUGGGACUCGACAUACCAGAUGUUGAGUUGGUGAUCCAAUUUGGAGUCCCAUCAUUACUGUCAGUAUGGCUCCAAAGAGCAGGCCAAGCCGUCCGCAACUUCACUCUUCAAGGACGUGUUAUAAUGAUGGUUGAAGUGUCAGUGCUUCAACGCAUUAGUAAAGCAAAGAAAGUCAGAACUGAAGAAGAGAACUUAGAGUCAGAAGAUGAGCUUGAAGACUCAGACCAUGAGAUUGGAAUAGAGAAAGAUCCAACGUACCGCAAGAAAAUAGAAGAGCCUCUUCAAGCCUGGAUUGAAACCACAUGUUGUUGGCGUGAUAUUGCAGAUGUAUUUUACAAUAAUCCACCCAGCCGUACAUCACCUACCAGUGUCUGCUGUGACAACUGCAACAGAACUGCGACGGGCCUUAUGCCCUCCAAUAUUAUUUUACCUCUACUCAGUCCUGCUUACACAUCCUCCGAAACUAGUGACAAGGAGCAGGAAGACACACCUACCCAUGAACAGAAUGUAAUGGGCAAGUGUGUGAUGAAAACCGCUGAUCAGAAUUCCCCACUCACUCGAUGCACAGGCCAACAUCUCCAAACCAUCAAGGAUACUCUGGACCAUUGGCGUGUGACGAUCUGCCAGCGUGACUAUCCCCACUGUUCAUUUACUGGCCUUGCACUUCUCCCCAAUCUCACUCUAAAAUCAAUAGCCUCUAAUCAUUCGUGGAAAACAAUUAAUGACCCUUGCAAAUCUCUCAGGGACUCAUGGCCAUUAGUUGAUGUAUAUGGUGGUGAGGUUCUGGACUUGGUAAGGCACUUGUACCACAAAGUGCGAGAGUCUCAUGAAGGGGCCAAAGUUGAGAAACACCAAGCAAAGAAGCUUGCAAGGGAGGCCGUGAAGGAGGAGAAGAAGGCUGUAGGAAGGGAGCUGCAAGUGCAGAAAUGA
Molecule: messenger RNA, 1860 nt
Organism: Serpula lacrymans var. lacrymans S7.9
Lineage: Eukaryota; Fungi; Basidiomycota; Agaricomycetes; Boletales; Serpulaceae
Exons: 4
Coding region: 1-1860 (619 amino acids)
Biological process (GO): double-strand break repair via homologous recombination
Cellular component (GO): chromosome; nucleus; cytoplasm
Molecular function (GO): 3'-5' DNA helicase activity; nucleic acid binding; ATP binding
Source: RefSeq, a predicted model, not a curated record